UUGUCUUUAGUCCCACCUGUUAGUUCCAGUCCCCACAUAUCCAAGAAAUCCCCACCAGCAGUCUUCAACCUUGGUAGUUUCUCCCCUUCGGUCUGUCCAAGAAAUCGUUGCUGCCCUGUGGCUGGCCGCACGGCACGUGCUACAGUUAGGAUCAAGUCAUGGCGGACAGUAAGCCGGCUCGGGGUACCACCUCCGGCGCCGUGAACUUAGCUCCGGCGUCCGAGAGCGAUAGCAAGCAGCCUGUCACGUCCAGACUCGGGCACCUGAAGCUCGGGUACCACUACUGCGUGACGCACGGCGGCACGGCUCUGCUGAUCCCGCUGCUCGCGUUCCUGGCAGUGCAGGCGAAGCGGCACGUGACGCCGGACGACAUCAUUCGCAACUCGCAGCAUCUCGUGGAGUCGCAUCUGGUGGAGGUAGUUGUGGCCGCAUUCCUCCUGCUUAUCGCCGGCAUUGUCUACUUCCUCACGCGCCCCACGCCGGUCUACCUCGUCGACUACUCCUGCUACCGGCCGCCCGACGCCUUCACCGUCACCAUCCGCAACGCGCUCUCCAUCGCGCGCGCGUGCGGCUUCCUCGACGAGACCGCGCUCGCGUUCCAAACCAAGGUGUUCGACCGAUCCGGGCUCGGCGACCGAACCUGCCUGCCGGCAUGCCUCCUCACCACCCCGCCGACCCCGAGCAUGGCGGAGGCUCGGAAGGAAUUCGAGAUCGUGGUCUUCAACGUGCUGGAAGACCUGUUCGCGAAGACCAAGGUGAAACCGCGGGACGUGAGCGUGCUGGUGGUGAAUUGCAGCCUCUUCUGCCCGACGCCGUCGCUCUCGUCCAUGAUCGUCAACAAGUUCCGCCUGCGCACUGACAUCCAGUCGUUCAAUCUCGGCGGCAUGGGGUGCAGCGCGGGGAUGAUCUCCAUCAAGCUCGCGCGCGACAUGCUCCAGGUGAACAGGGGCACGUACGCCAUCGUCGUCUCCAACGAGAACAUCACGCAGAAUCUGUACCUCGGGCAGCGAAAAUCCAUGAUGGUGCCGAACUGCCUCUUCCGCAUGGGCGGCGCCGCCAUACUGCUGACGAACAAGAGCUCGGAGCGCUGGCGCGCCAAGUACCAGCUGCAGCACGUGGUGCGCACGCACCUGGGCGCGGACGACGCGGCGUACCGGUGCGUGUACCAGGAGGAGGACGACGGGGGGAUCGUGGGCGUGUCGCUGUCGCGCGAUCUCAUGAACACGGCGAGCACGGCGCUCAAGACCAACAUCACCACGCUCGGGCCGCGCGUGCUGCCGCUGUCGGAGCAGCUGCUGUUCGUCGCGAAUCUCGUGGCGCGCAAGGUGCUUCGGAUGAAGAUCAAGCCGUAUCUGCCGGAUCUCAAGCUCGCGUUCGAGCACUUCUGCAUCCACGCGGGCGGCCGCGCGGUGCUCGACGAGCUCGAGAAGGGCCUCGGGCUCACGCCGUACCUGGUCGAGGCGUCGCGCAUGGCGCUCUACCGCUUCGGAAAUACCUCGUCCUCGACUCUCUGGUACGAGCUGUCGUAUCUCGAGGCGGCGGGCCGCAUCCGGCGCGGCGACCGCGUGUGGCAGGUGGGGUUCGGGUCCGGGUUCAAGUGCCAGAGCGCGGUGUGGAAGGCGCUGCGGACGGUGGAUCCGGCGAAGAACCAGGGGCCGUGGUGGGAGGAGGAGACGACGAUCGCGGCGGCGAAGGCGCGCACGGCGUCGUCGUACGUGCCGCCGGAGGAGAUGAAGGUGGAGAAGGUGGAGAUGAGCCGCAUUCACCCCAGCCAGAUCGCCGCCGUGAACGCCCUAAAGGAAAAGCAGAAAGAGGCUGCCGCCGCUGCUGCUGCUGCUGCUGCCGCUGCUGAGGCUGCUGCUGCUGCUGCCGCUGCUGAGGCUGCUGCUGCUGCUGCUGCUGCCACUGCUGAGGCUGCAGCUGCUGAAACGGCUGCGCCUGCUGCUGAUGCUUCGGCUGCUGCUGCUCCGGCUCCAGUUACGGCCUGAGUCGUUGCGGUGAGCAGGUCUGUCGAUGGGACAGGUAUGUAGGUCCCGGAAUUUCCGAUGGCUGAUGAGAGGGACAGGCGCCAUGCUUAAAAGUCGGACGCAGCUGAGGGGAGUCUCAAAGGGGGGCGCUGCUGGGUAAUGGCCUGUCGUUGCCCUUCAUCGUCACCCACCAUCCCUCUGAGAUACUCAUUUUGUUAUUCAUUCCCCCUUGCCAGACUCUUAGCUCUCUGAUCUGUUGUUAGUGCCCCCCGUGCCUGAUGGUUGCUCUAACCUAGGCUGUCUGCGCUGCUAGAGACUACAUACUGUUCCAGUUAGGUUUUUCAGAACUUCUAAUUUGUCUUUGUUGCCACUGGUACCCAGAUUGAAGUCAAGAAUGA
This is a messenger RNA of Closterium sp. NIES-67, 2365 nucleotides long. The record is from the annotation of a GenBank genome assembly. Lineage: Eukaryota; Viridiplantae; Streptophyta; Zygnematophyceae; Desmidiales; Closteriaceae.